Molecule: messenger RNA, 743 nt
Organism: Ipomoea triloba (trilobed morning glory)
Lineage: Eukaryota; Viridiplantae; Streptophyta; Magnoliopsida; Solanales; Convolvulaceae
Product: transcriptional repressor ILP1-like
Exons: 5
Coding region: 1-546 (181 amino acids)
Biological process (GO): mRNA splicing, via spliceosome
Cellular component (GO): nucleus
Molecular function (GO): DNA binding
Source: RefSeq, a predicted model, not a curated record
AUGAUGUUUGGAUAUCCAAUUGCAGGAGCUAGUGUAUAUUCCUCCGCUCAGACAGUUGCUGCUGCUCCUGUUGUUAGUCCUAAUAUUACAGGAGCAGCUGGGGGUGCUCCUGUUGUUAGUCCUAAUAUUACAGGAGCAGCUGGGGGCUGGCCUGGUUCAAAUGCUAUCUCAAUUUCACAGCAAGCUGAGCUUGCUGGUUCAAAUGCUAUCUCAAUUUCACAGCAAGCUGAGCUUGCCAAGAAAGCUUUGCAUGAGAAUGUGUGUAGGCUUAAGGAAUCUCAUGGCCGGACUGUGGCAUCCUUGUCCAAGACUGAAGAAAAUUUGUCUUCUUCAUUGUCAAAUGUGACUACUUUGGAAAAUUCUUUAGCUGCUGCUGGUGAAAAGUACAUCUUUAUGCCAAACCUUCGUGACUUUGUUUCUAUUAUAUGUUCAUUUCUGCAGGUGCCCUUGACUAUGAAAGCUUUAGAGAUGUGGACAUGGUUAUUCAGGGCAGAGGCAUUCAUGAUCCAACUCAAACUCUGGAAGAGCUUUACUCACUAUUAUUGAUAUAUGGGCAUGUUUUAGCAUAAUAAUUCUUUAAAUAUUUAUUUUUUUGAAUUUUUGUAUAAUUUUUGUGGAUUAUUCAUUGAGGUUUUUGUGGAUUUAAUGUGUAAUGACUAUCAAUUUUGUACAGGAAAAAAUUGUAUUUAUUAUUAUUAUCAAUUUAUAUUUUUAUCAAAUAAUUUUAUUUUUUUAAAUAAUAA